Messenger RNA from Telopea speciosissima, 1216 nucleotides. RefSeq names its product probable histone-arginine methyltransferase CARM1. The transcript has 8 exons. Gene Ontology annotation, molecular function: protein-arginine N-methyltransferase activity. Bases 1 to 1017 code for a protein of 338 amino acids. The record is from RefSeq and is a predicted model, not a curated record. Lineage: Eukaryota; Viridiplantae; Streptophyta; Magnoliopsida; Proteales; Proteaceae. Gene Ontology annotation, biological process: peptidyl-arginine methylation.
AUGAAUCCUGCCCAAAACAACACUCUACCCUAUGGUCGACUGCUCACCAGGAUUUUCUUAUCCCUUGGGAUUGAUCUUGACCGUGAACCCAAGGGAACAUGCACUGAGGGACCUAUUGGGUUUAAUGCACUGCAGAAGAUGAAUCUGUACUAUGAUUAUGACAGUGCAGGGGAGCAGGUUCAGUACGGGGAUGGCAGAGGCGCUAGGGAGGAGGAUGAGGAUGACAGUGAUAAUGACCUAGAGUUUAUGGGUUCUGACCAUCUGCAGCAGUUUAUACUGACUUUCCUCGAUCGCUUACUCUGUAGGAUACACGUGGCACCAUUCAGCGAUGAAUAUUUGUAUGUUGAAAUUGCAAAUAAGGCCCUGUUUUGGCAGCAACAAAAUUAUUAUGGCAUUGACCUUACUCACUUAUAUGGAUCUGCAUUUCAAGGAUACUUUUCUCAGCCUGUGGUGGAUUCUUUCGAUCCAAGAUUAUUGGUAGCUCCAGCUAUAUCUCAUACACUAGAUUUUACUUCUGUGAAGGAAGAAGAACUGUAUGAAAUUGAAAUCCCACUGAGUUUCAUAGCCUCUGUGGGCACUAGAGUUCAUGGGCUGGCUUGCUGGUUCGAUGUGUUAUUUAAUGGGAGUUCUGUACAAAGAUGGCUUACUACUGCUCCAGGUGCACCUACAACCCAUUGGUACCAGCUACGCUGUGUUCUUUCUCAGCCAAUAUAUGUCAUGGCUGGACAAGAAAUUACUGGACGGCUCCACAUGGUUGCACACAAUGCUCAAAGCUAUACAAUGCACCUAACUAUGUCAGCUAAAAUGUGGGGUGCUGGUGCUGAACAAGGAGGAAUACUUCAGACGUCGUCAUGCAAACUUGAUCUUAAGGAGCCAUACUAUCGAAUAGCUCAACCACAGGCAUAUGCAUGGGCCCAAGAUCAGCAAUCACAUCAGCUAACACAAUCGCAGGAUGCUUUGGAGCCUGGCUUAGUGCAGCAACUGUCACAGAAUUCUGGGUCUUCGUUGGCUCGAUGACAAAGACGAUCGGUUUCAAUUCCAAAGGUGAGAAUGAAGUUUCGAUAUAAACAGUAUUCUUAUGCUUGGAGCAUAUGCUUUUACCCAAAGCCGAAAUGAGUAGGGUAUUAAAAUUAUCCACUACGUGGAUUAUGAUAUUUAACCAGCCUGAAUGAAGCUGCGUGUAGAAUAUUACAUUUUUUUUUCUUUGAUUGGUUAC